Molecule: messenger RNA, 6598 nt
Organism: Vitrella brassicaformis
Lineage: Eukaryota; Vitrellaceae
Source: the annotation of a GenBank genome assembly
GUUUUCCUGAGUUCUGCGAUGUCGUGUGAGAGCCCGAAGGCCAACAUGGAUGAGCAGGGCGGGGUGGGGAUGCCGGGUAGCGACGCGAGCCCCAGUCAGCUGCUGCAGCUCGACAUGGAAGAGCUCCAGAGGCUGCAGGAGCAGUUCCACACACCCAACCACGUGCUCGUCACCCUCAACAUGGAGGAGUGGCUCGCCGCCUUCUCGUUCAAACUCGCCACCCUUUCCCCAGCCAGGCAGCAGACGUACAAGCACGACCUGACCUUGCUCUUCCAGGCAAACAAAGCAAAACAAACAGACAAACAGACAAACAGAGAGCAGAGCAGUCUGUAUGACAUUGUGUCUGCAGAAGAUAGACGAGAGUUGCAAAGACGAGAUCACUUGGGACGCGUUUACCGGCUUCAUGCUGAGACACCUGCCUGUCGGCGGGUCGGAGAUGGGCGCCGACGUCGACGGCGGCGACUUUGCGACGGUGGUCAAGACGGAAGGCCCGGCGGGUGGCGUGGCCAGCCCUGAGAGGGAGCAACACUCGGACUUCAUCAACAAGAUACUCGUCAUCAGUGACAAAGACGCCAGCACCCAGGCGACGUCAAGCGAAGCUGCCUCGAGCGGCGGCCGCCCUCCCGUCGCUGCUGGCAACCGCUUCGCCGCCCGAUACGUCACUGCAGGUAUGUAUCACAUCACACACAGAGAGCCACCUAAACACAGAUGCGUGUGUGUGUCCAUGGGUCCAUCCGUCCGUCCAUCCGUCUGUCCAUCCGUCCGUCCAUCCGUCCAUCCAUCCAUCCGUUCAUUUCAUCAGGUCGUGACGGCACUCUGCGGGUGUGGUCUCCUACGUUUCAGCUGCUGCGCCGCACGAGCCUCGGUUCCCACCGGCGGUGGUUCACGGACAUCUGCUGGCUCAGACGCAGCCAGCGGCUGUGCGCCGCGGCCGCAGACUUCACCCUCUUCUUCCUCGACGGCAAUGUGGAGCGGUGCAUCGGCAAAAUCGAGACGGGCGUGGCCACACCCACUUGCCUCGCAUACACCGACAGCGGCCUUGCCUGCGCCUCACACCAAGAAAUACUCAUGGUAAAAGAGUCACAAUGACAAGCACACCACCUAUAUGUGACUCACCAUGGGGUGUAUGUGUCUCUGUGUUUCGGCUUCUCUGUUGUGAUGCUGCAACGAAGGUAGGUAGGCGACGGUCACGGUGUGGUGACACUCUACACCCUUGACACCCUCGCGGCCGCCGACCAGUCAUCGACGGGCCACACUCUGCCCGAACUGCGCUCAUUCAACUCCUCCGCAUCGCUCCACGGGUCGGGCUCUCGCGCAACCAGCCCUAGCAGAGACAUGGCCGACCACGCCAAGGACCUGCCACCCGUUCCCCUGCCGCAGAAGAGCGGCAGCAGAGACAGCUAUGACGCCGCAUCAGCAGCCGCAGGGGCGAGUGGGCAGCCGAGGGAUGUUGAGCAUGACAGUAGACGGAUGAAAGGAGGGGCGUCUGGCGCUGUGCUCAACACGGGCGCGUUGGGAGCAGGGCGGAGCUACAGCGACCAGCGGGCGGCGGGACUUGUGACGGUCGAGCAGAUCCUCCACACACCCAGGCCAAUCCGACCACUGCCGCACAUCUGCAAGUGAGACUUACAUGCAAACAAUGGAAGAUAGGAUACUGUCGCUGCCUGCUCAUCCAUCCAUCCCAUGCCAUGUGUCACAUCACAGGACGCGCUAUCACGACAAUUGGGUGACAAAGGUGGGGUUCGUGCCCGACCUGCAGUCGAUGGUCACAUCCGGGCUCGACGGCAUCAUCAACAUAGGCGACAUACAAGUAAGGUGGGCGCAAUUGACUGACCGCUUCAUGGCCAUCCAUGGUAUGAUGUGCCUCUUAGACGAACAAACGGAAGCGCGACCCCAUCCGCCUGCAUCGCCGCGGCGUUUAUUGCUGGCAGUGGUGGGCACAGACAUGGAGCGGCCGGACAGCACACAUGCAUAUGCAUGUCGGUGCAUUGAUUGAUGUGUGGGUGUGGUGUAUGGCUGGCCAUAGGUGUUCGACGUUUCAGUUGUUUGCGUCCGGGGGUCAGGACCGCGAGAUCCUCAUAUGGAACCCAUACACCGUCAAGCCGCUCAACUUCCUCCACGGACACUCCGCACCCAUCAAGCACCUACUGCUCAACGAGGCACGCCGCCCCACCCCUGUGUCAAACCCGCCCCAUCUCAUCCGUCUCUCUCUGCCUCUGUCGCUGCUUAUGGAUGCAGCCGUGUUUCCAGCUGAUAUCUGCCUCGUCCGACAAGGUCGUGAAGGUGUGGGACAUCCGCAACUUCCGCUGCAUGCAGACCCUCACCAUGAAGGACAGCGACGACACCCAUCCCAUGGUGGACGGCGGGCUCGACGCCACCGGCGACGAGGGCUUCACCUCCAUUGCACUCCACUGCGGAUACGAGCGAGAGGGACAGGACACAGCCGGUGGGGCUGCUGGCAGUGCUGGCAGCGAGACACGGCUGCUCCUAACCGACAGGAAAGUGCACUGCUGGCCUCUCUCUGUGCCGACGGAACACUUCAAGAGUCACAGACGUCCGGUGGUCAAGGCGCUAUACAAUGCAAAUUUCCAACAGGUAUACGUACAACGAAUAGGACCGGGCAUGGCAUAAUAUCACUGUGGGGCUGGCUAUCUGGUGUGCUGCCUUCAGGCGGUGAGUGGCGACAUCAGCGGGACAGUGCGUGUGUGGGACCUCAAGACGGGAGCACUCCUUCUGCAGUUCCAUCAAGCACACGGCAAAGACAAGGCACGCACGCACCACAACCACAAGCACGUACACGUGUCUCAUGUGCAAAAGAUGAUGUAUGCGUGUAUGCAGCUGACGAGCAUGUGCUUCGACAGCACCGAGCGUCGGCUGCUCACGGCCUCCGACAACGGCACCGUCAUCUUGUGGAACUUCUCAUCGGGCCAAGCCAUUCGCACCUUCGCUCUCCACGAGCAACACCCCACCGAGCUGACCGAGCUGCGCGUCUUCUGCGAGACACCACAGCAGCGAGAUGAAGACGCCCAGCCGACCCACACGCACCAGCAGCAGCAGCAGCCCGUGGCCCGCAAAAAUAGUGGCGAGAGCAGCAGCAGCAGCAGGGAGCCACGGCAGCCAGCCCCAUCCCCCGCUCCACCCGCCUUGAUGCGGCGGCGUCGGUCAUCUCGCGGCAAGGAGAUGAGCGAGCUGGUGGUGGGGGUCGGCGUGGACAAGCGGAUAUAUGUGUGGCCGCACAGCAAGCGGGAGAAGAUCACGGUGCAGAUGGUGCUUGACGAUCCCACCAACGACGCUGAGGGCGACAUGACGUCAUUCUGCUGCUGCCCCGCCUAUCAGAGCCUCGUCAGCGCCGACUCGGACGGAUUCAUCUACAUAUGGAAGAUACAGGUACGUGUGCCUUACUUACAAGUAAGGCAGAUCGAUCUGCCAUUCACACGCGAGGCGGCUCUCUUUGUUCGUUCUCGGUGUCUGUCUUCAGGAGUAUCACGAGCAAACUCGGCCGCUCAAAUUCCGUCUGCGGGACACUGUCAUGCGCGGCAUGUCGUCCAGCAUGCCAAUUCCCCCCUCCCCUCGCACAGUCGGGUUCUCCUCCACAAGUACCCCCUUCAACCCCCGCACCUCCUCCAUCGCCGAGACCAACCCCCGCACCUCACUCGCGGCCGACACCAACGCGCGCAGCUCACUCAUGUCUUAUACCGACACGCGCGCAUCGCGCGUCAGCAGAAAAAGUGAACAGCCCCAGGUCGCUACCUACUUGCCGCAGAUCGGGGGCAAGGGCCCACCCACUGGCUCGCUGCCUGGGUACAAGCGACUGAGUGUGGUGUCCCACCUGCCGACGCUGCCUCCCAGCCACAGCGGGACAGUGUCGCCGUCGAUGCUCAGCCCUCGGGCGGCGGGGAGCGGCAUACAGAGAGAGCAGCGGCUGAGUGUCUUUUCCACUGCUGGGCUGGGUGAGGGGGAGGACCGCACAGAGGGGUUCCUCGAAGGGCUCAAGCAGCUGCACGCGCCAGCCGGGGGCUACGCCCACCGAGUGGACCAGGUCAUCUUUCUGGAGACCAAGCAGGUCCUGGCUUCCAUCCAUGCCGACGGCUACCUCCGGUUAUGGAGCGUGGCCAAGGGUGAGCUGCUGAGCCGGACCAAGAUGCCCUUCAGCCCAUCAGGUGAGGACAGGCAACAAGAGAUGGGGGCAGGUGCUGUCGACGAACGCACCACCACACGCAAGACCACCAUCCUCAGCCCUGUCUCUUCGGGCGGCGAAGUGGGGCGAAAGUGAGUACUUGAGAGAAAAGGAAACCCUCAGCCACUCACUCUAGGCCCGCAUGCAUUCCUGUGUGUGUGUGUCAAUGUCGAUCUGGCCUGGCAGGCACGGGAGCAUGCCAGUGAACCAGCACACCCUCCCCUCCGCCCCCACCGACACAGCCCGCCCGUCCGCCGCCUCUCUGCUCAAGCGGCACACGGGCAGGCGAGUCAGCAAAAAGAAGGCCCCCAGGAUCGAGAUAUCCUCCCCGCGAUACCACAACAUCGCCCCAGACAGCCAGCGCACUGACCAGCCCGCCUCGCCCGACGGCCAAAUCGCCACCGGCGGUCAGCAGCAGAUGAGUGUGGCCGCUUCUGCCGAUCGCGUGCGGCUGACGUGCGUCGACACCAACCGCGGCAACACGGUGCUGUUGGGUGGAUCGGCGAGGGGCGAGGUGUGCAUCUGGGACAUAUCUCGGCUGGAAGGGCUAGGCAGCGUCGUCACGCCCUCUCAGGCCGCCGCUGCAGCGACAAUGUCGUUUAUCACACCCCGCAACAUGCUGCUCAAGGCCGCGGCUCAUGGGGUCGUCAUGAUGAAGAGGGGAGGGGGGGAAGACGCAACCGCCGCACCUCAGCCGCCGGCUGGAGCCUCGCAACAUGACAAGGAGAGGGAAGCCGAGACGGGCUCCGCGCGGGCGUCGACGGCUGGCGGGGGGCCGCGGAAGAGGGGCCACAGCAAGCUGGGGGCACUGAUGAUGCAGGCCGCCUCGAUGGCCAGGGCGGACGCCAUGGGCAGGGCUGAACCCAUCACGCUCACAGCCAGAACGACGCUGCACGACGAUGCGGUCAGGAGCGUUUGCCUCAUAGAAGGGGGGGUGUCGCCACAGCCAAUGACGGUAACUGGUCUCAUUCCAAGGAGCCCACACACAGCCCAUCCCUCUCUCUUUGCCUGUCUGGGUGUCUGUCUGCCUGGUCGUGUGUGUGCAGCUUUCGUGUUCGGCGACGGCCAUAGUGCUGUCGACGAUCGACGGCACGCGAGUGGGCAUCUUCUCGGAGCAGGCCUCCUCCAGAUGGGCCCUGUGGCAGCCCGACACCUACCUCGACACGCGGCUGGAGCAGCAGAGGAGGGAGCAGGAACUCGCAGCCAAGAGGGGGCGCAAGCGGACGGGCGAUGAUGAGCAGGCCCCGCUGGGGGAACAGGAGACGGCAACCAAGGAGCACGAAAGGCCGCCCUUGCCACAAAUGCCGGUGCGCUAACCCACCCCCCACUCACCCACCCCCACAGCCGACCAUUCAGGCAUGCGUCUGUCUCUUUGUGUGCGUGGUGGGUGGUCUGAUUGACGUGUCACAUCAAUCAGCGGCGGAGUGCAGCCGCUCGAGGGGGUGAUGGGGAGGGCGGCGACGAUGCCGAGGAUGGGGGUGCACCUCGCGAGCCGGGCAUGCAGGUGAGAUUCACCCCGCCAUGGAAGAAGGAGCGCACCUCACAGUCCAAGCAGAAAUCGCCCAGGAAACAGAGAACAGGUGUGUUCUUGACAUGGCGGCAGACACACAUGCAGACAGACAGACAGACACAAAUGUGCCUCCGUCCGUGUCUUGGUCUGUGCCGUCACCCCACGCAUAAAUCAAUGCACUAAUGCAGUCCAGAAGCGCGAGUGGCGCUAUGUGCCACUGACGACGGGCGGCGUCCAGACAGGCAGACUCUCCGUCGACAGGGUAACUAACGUACAGACACAAACACGAGACACACACAUGCCGCCCCCCCUCUCUCUCUGUCCGUCCAUCUGAGUGUGUGUGUCUCUCCCUUUCCUUCCCUGUCUCUGUCAUCCCCCAACAGUCGGCCCCAAUGCACGCCGGCCAUUCGUACGGCCAAAUGGCGUGCUCGCGCGUCUUCAGCGCCUUUUCGAUGGACAGUGCCCGACCCAACAUGCGGCUCAACGAGAACCUCAAGCAGGUCUACCCCAACGCCCGCGUGACCUCCUUCAUCGACAGCGGGGCCGCCAACGCCGCCGCGCUCGACAGUAGCCUUGUGGUACUGGGGGACGAGCGACACCAUCUCAUGCACAGCCGUGGGGCUGGUGGGGGGGCUGGCGGGGGGGGUGGGAAGGUUGAUGACCCGACAGGCCGUGACAGGUAUGGCUCUGGCGCGGCACAGAUGACGGUGCAGGUGGAGGAUGUGGUCAGGGGCGUGCGCAAGUGGAUCACCCAAACCACAUGACUGACAUCACAUACAUAAUCAUCAUCUACCUGUGGCUGUGGGUUCGUGUGGUGUGGUGUGGUGUCUCUUCCUCCCUCCUUUGUUUGCUCGUAUGUGCUGCCUGCCUGCCUGCAUGCGAGUGAGUGAGUGGAGGCGUGUGGGUGGAGG